Molecule: messenger RNA, 1688 nt
Organism: Lutzomyia longipalpis
Lineage: Eukaryota; Metazoa; Arthropoda; Insecta; Diptera; Psychodidae
Product: zinc finger protein 765-like
Exons: 2
Coding region: 139-1197 (352 amino acids)
Biological process (GO): regulation of transcription by RNA polymerase II
Molecular function (GO): DNA-binding transcription factor activity; RNA polymerase II cis-regulatory region sequence-specific DNA binding
Source: RefSeq, a predicted model, not a curated record
AUUUGACAUUUUCACAAAGUUUUGUUUAUUUUCUUUAGAGAAUUUUACUUCUUACAAAAAACUUGCCGGAAAAGCGUGAAAACUCACGAAAAAAAGGGAAAAUUAGUUGGAUUGCGGUGAAAGAUAAGGUGGUGCACAAUGUGCCGAAUAUUAGUUUAUGGUUGCCAGGCAUUUGAGAGUGUCUCCUCGAAGAGCAACAAGACAACCCUGGUGUUUUGUAAACAGAAAGUUAAUAUUGUAAAAAUUGAAAAUAAUUCCGCUGGCGAGGAAGUUUUCGCGACGGAAAUCUUCGUGGGGCAUGACAUACUUCCGGAUUCGCAUGAAUUCCUCUUCCUGCCGGCAAUAAAAGAUGAGCGGGAGGAGGUAAUUGAUGUCGAUCAGCCGCAUGAAGAGUAUGUGGAAGCUGUGGAGGCUGCUGAGAGCCUCGAACCCAUCACGACGCUCCAGCUAUCGGCAAAAGAGGAAGAAGAUUCUACGGAUUUUUUCGAUGAUGAAGACAUUAAACCCCUGGUGGAGCAUCAAGGACCCAGAGUGAUGCGAAAGAAGCGCGGGAAGAGUAUAAAAUAUGAUUAUAUUCUCGAGGAAGGGCGCGUAAAGUGCAAUUUGUGCAAUAAAACACUCAAGACACGUCGCAGCUACCGGAGUCACAUGAAGCUGCAUCGACGACAGCAAUUCCUCUGCGACAUCUGCUCCAAAACCUUCGUGAGCGUGGAGAAAAUUCGUCGGCAUAUGCGGGUGCACACGGGUGAGAAGGAAUUUCUCUGCGAUUUAUGCUCCAAAUCUUUCGACUAUCGACACAAUCUUGAAAUUCACAUGCGCUCACACACCAAGGAGCGUCCCUACAAGUGCCAUCUCUGCCCAAAGACGUACACAACGCAGGGUAAUCUCAAUUUCCACGUACAAGGGCAUGGGGGUCUCAAGAGCUACGUGUGUGAGAUAUGUGGGAAGGCGUGGAGUCGCAAGAGGAGCCUCAAGGCCCACCUGAAUACCCACAAUGAUCAGAAAUUGUUCAAAUGUGAACUCUGUGGCAAAGAAUUCUCCCAUCCGUCGUGCAAGAAUCGUCACAUGAAGGUGCACACGGGGGAGAAGAGACAUAAAUGUGAAAUUUGCUCAAAAGCCUUCGCGAGGCGUGAUCACGCACGCAAUCACAUGCAAUUGCACGUGAAAUGGGGCACAAAAGUACCGCCGCAGCUAUAGGACAGGCACGAUGGGGUGGAUGAGCGGGAAUCUGUGGAUGUUCCCCUAGCGCAAACAUUUGACACCACCCCAUCGUUGCAGCCAACAAUCUUCCCCCCUGAUUAUCAUUGAGUGUCAUCCGCGAGAAAAUUAGGUGGAGGAAGGGAUUUAAUUUAUUAUUAAAUCAUUAAAAUCCAAUAGGAAAAAAAUGCUAUCAAUUGAAAAAAAUAAUAAAAUAAGCUGAAUAUCUUAUAAGAAUUAUGAAAAGAUAAAUCUUAAGAAGUAGCAAUUAAUUCAAUAGAGUAAAGUAAUACAAUAUAGAGAGGGAAAAUAUAAGCAUGAAUUGUGAAAAUUCACAAUUUAUUUCAGCCCAUAAGAGUAAUUUGAAAGAAAAAAGAUAAAUCCAUGUAAAAUUCUAAUCAAAAUAGCUUACAGAUUGUUUAAUUUGUCUCUUUUAGAGUGCUAAAAAUUGUAAAUAAAUUGCUGAUGUAAUAAAGUUUUUCUUAAAAGAA